Aspergillus terreus NIH2624 is the source of this 2028-nucleotide messenger RNA. RefSeq lists its product as uncharacterized. The record is from RefSeq and is a predicted model, not a curated record. Lineage: Eukaryota; Fungi; Ascomycota; Eurotiomycetes; Eurotiales; Aspergillaceae. The transcript has 4 exons. Bases 1 to 2028 code for a protein of 675 amino acids.
AUGGAUAUCUUCAACAGAAACCCGCAGCCGGUCUGCACAUUGGCCUUUGACAACACCGGCCAAAAUCUGUGCCGCGUCGACCCAAGUGGACAUCACAUUCCCAUCUUCAAGGUGCACUUUCAAAAGAAUGAACCGCAUCUGAUCGUCUCUCGCCUGCCUUCUCCGGGGAUGUGGAGCACUGCCCCGUUCCCCGUCGGAACGAGCCGCUUACACAAAUCGCCGUCGAGUAAAAUCGACGUUUCGGUUCAUGGCCAUGAAUUCCUGCUCAAGCGAGACCUGCUCAAGAGCGACAACCACCACUUUGAUUUUCCGUCUCUUGGCCACUUCAAGUGGAAGCCUGAUGGAUGGGGCGGGAGCAGCCUGAAGCUGUACGACAAUCAACAGCGAUUGAUUGCGAAGUGCAAGGGAAAAACUCCCCAAAGCGGCCGAAUUGAGAUAUUUGUUCAGGGGAGCGAGGGGCUGCUGGAUCUAGUAGCGGUGACAGGGUUGGCGAUGCAGUUGUUCACCAUGAGAGAGAACAAGGAGGAUGACAUGUUUUUUGAUGCUUUGGACCAAGAUUCGCUCGACCCGCUUGACAUGCACGCAAUACCGUCGUCUUCACAACGACGCCGGAAGUUCACCAGACGAUCCGCGACAGGAUGCCGGACUUGCCGGAACUGCACAUCCACCGGGCGCCAGUGUGACGGCUACGAUCUGUCGAGGUUGCCUGCCAUAAAGCGAAAGACUCUGCCAAUUCCACAGCUGUCAAGUCUGGGGGUGCGACUGGCGUGGGUGCCUACGUCCGCCGAGAGGCGCUGCUUCUCCUACUUCCAGCACCAUUCCAUUCCGAACCUCGUGGCCUUUUUCGACUCGCAGCUAUGGCAGCAGCUAGCGCUGCAAAUCAGCCAUGCUGACCCUGCGGUCUACCAUGCGGCCAACAUGUUGGGCGCGUUGCAUGAGGACUCGGAAGAGAACCACAUGCGCCUGUUGGGAGAGGAUCUGGAUCGCCCGCGCCACCAGUUCGCUGUUGAGCAGGCUGCACGGUCGUACGCUCUUCUAAACAGACGUCGUGCGUCGCAGGAUCCUCAGUUGCGCAAGGUGGUGCUGCUGUGUUGUCUGAUCUUCGUGCUGUCUGAGCUGUUGCUGGGGAGCGGCCUACGCAUUCUCAAGGAGAUGCAAGGGUCUGAACGGCUAUCAAUUGACCCUUGUAUCGUCCAGACGUUUCAACGCUUAGACAUCCAAUCGUCGCACUUUGGUCCCGGCGCUCCCUUUCUCUUCGCUGGCGAUGGGCUGGAGGAGUUAUCGGACGGGGACUUUGUCACUGUCCUGCGGGACUUGCACGAAGUAAGACACCGGCUGAAUCUCCUCAUGAACGCAGGUGCGUCGUUUAUCGCCAAGUGCUGGUUGAUGACCCCAGCCGAGAUCCAAGCACAGUACGGGGUGCUCUGCCAGCAACAACAGCGCAUCAUUUCCUUGUACCAUCGAUUCCGCCACCAAUUCGACAUAUUCCAUCGCCAGAAUUUUCACCGCGUGAGAUACAAGGAGCAGCGUGGAAUGGAGAUCGUCCGACUACAGUUUAUGAGCCAGCUGGUGACCAUCAAAACCUGUCUGGUCCGAGAACCGAUCCCGGAUAACCUGACGCCAGAAUUUGUCGCCCUGUUGUCAGCCCAUGAGGCCUUUCUGGCCAAGUUCCCAGAGCGCCCGACACUUACGAUGGACUACGGUAUUAUCCCGGGCCUUUAUACGGUGGCCAUCAGGUGCCCACGCCCUCACAUUCGCCUCAGGGCCAUCAACGCCUUGAGGUCCUGGCCGCACUACGAGGCAAUCGUGAAUUCAAACAUUAGCGCCGCUGUCGCCCAGGAGGCUCUCAAGGCCGACUUGAAAGAUCGACGUGAUAUCGCUCCAACCGGAGUUGCGGAUGAAGAGUUGACUCGGUUUUUCAACCACACGUUGGUGUCCACUCCGGACAUCCUAAACUGGUCGCCCAUUCGCACCAUUACAGUACUGCAAGGUCGGCAGAAGCCAAAGCAUGAAGAUCGUGGAAAGUGA